AUUCAACCCUGGUACAUAACCUAAAAAAUUUUAAAGUGCUCACGCGCACGUGUUUCUGCUAAAUUUUUGUUUUUGUAUAGAAUAACAAGAACAUUUUUCAAAAAAUGGGAAAACAGAAACGUCAACGACACAAACAACAUAAACAAAAUCCAACUGGAUUAAUUAGUGAAAAAGAUUUUGACGAGGAAUUAGAAGAUGUAUCAGAGGAAACUAAAGAAAAAGCUCUACUUAGGGUUAUGGAGCAAUUAAGUUCUGCAGAUAUGGAGGAGAAAAUGUCUGGCCUUCAAACAUUGGAGUCAAUGAGUUAUGAAGAAUCGAUGGCUGUUAAAAUUGCCAAAGAUAAUAUUGCAAAAAUUGUCGGACCUUAUUUAGUUGAUGAAAAUAAAUUAGUGAGAGCAGCCGCUGCAAGUACAUUAAGAAUUAUUGCAGAAAAUGGCGGUGAAGAAGCUUACACGUGUCUUUUAAAAGAUGAUCUUAUGACUCCACUUACAGCAUUAUUGAAAAAUCAUUAUUUAAAUUGGCAUCCAAGUACGGACCCGAAAGAAAAGGAAAAAGUCGAACAGGAAAAGCAAAUUUUUGUCGAGGCUGUAACAUUACUGUGGACAUUAGGCGAGAAAAAUGAAUGUGUCAUUAAACGUUCGAAUGAGGAGAAUUUGCUUUCGAUUUUAAUUAAAUUUCUUGACACGUCAACAUAUGGAAUAAGAUUGAGCAUUGUGGCAAUUCAAUGUAUGCUCACAUUAUCCGAAGACAAUCCAACGGCAAUUUUAGAAUUAAAAAAACAAGAAAGCACCCUCAUUAAUUAUCUUGAUUGGAAACCUGAAAAUGAAAAUAUCAUUAAUACAAUGUCACUGCGCACUCUGGCAGCGGGAUUAUUAAUGAAUAUAAAUAAUUCAUUCACCACUGAAAUUGAUUCAUUGAAAAUUGCCAGUAAAGUUGUUACAAUACUCACCGAUACACUCACUCUCGAUUAUCAACAACAAACAGAAUUGUUGACUAAAGCAUUUAAAAAUGAAAAAAAUCUCACUCGCAAUUCGAGGAAAAAUAUUCGCGAAAUCAAUCAAAUUGCAUCGAUUCAACAGCAAGCCUUGGAGAUUUUAGCGAAUUUAUGCACAGACGAUCAGGAGAGCGAUGAGGAAUCUGAUUUUGAUGAUUCCGAUGAAUAUGAGGAGGAAAUGGAUAUUGAUCCAAUGGAGGAUAAAUCAAUUAAUUCUUAUUCAAAUAUUCCUGUGGAAUUGAUUGAAGUCAUUGCAAGUACUGAUUUAGUUAAAAAAGUUUGGAGCAAAACGGAGAAAAUCAAUGAAAAUGUGAUAAAAACUUUUGAUUUAAAUCCCGAGGGUAUUUUUAUAUUAAAACGUCUUCGUGUGUUGAGAUGUCGUGCUUUUCUUUGUUUGAAUAAUUUAUUCUCGAGUUUAGAUGUCGAUACUCUUGGCGGUGUUGAUAAUUUGUACAGAUUGUGGAGCGAAAUUGGAAAAGUAGUUUUUACUGAUGCCGAUCCAAAUGAUAUUGAUUUAUUGGAAUCGGCCACAUCAGCAAUGCGUGCAGCUUUACAAAAAUUAGCGGAAGUAAAAGCAAAUGUAUUUCAGCAAUUAAGUGUUGUCGAUUUACAGCCAAUGUGUAAUGGCGAGAGGCAAUGUUCGAAUGCAAAUGUAAGGGCUAAUUUACUCAGGAUUCUUGGAAAUCUCGCUCUAAUUUUACUUAAUGUUCAAAAUCCACAAUCACUGGAAUUAAUCAAGCACAUUUCUGUCUUCCUUUUGGAAACAUGUACAAAAGAAAAUGAAGUUUGGGUGAUUGCGGAAUCUUUGGAUGCCAUAAUGGAUAUUUUUGCUGAAGAUGAAACAGACACUUUAGCAAAAGAAAUCAAUUUAGUCGAGAAACUUAAGUCUUUUAUGUCUAUUUUAAAGAAUAAGAUACGACAGCAGAAACAGAAGCUUGGCGAUAACGCUUCAGUUGUGUCGACAGUGAAGACGAAUUUGAACAGAUUUAUCAAAUAUAAAGGUCAGAGAGUUGCGCAACUUUAAAAUGCAAAUAUUUGAAUAUUACAGUAAAACUUUUACUGUACAAGAAAUAUUAUAAAUUUUUAUAUAGAAUAAUUUUUAUAUUUCUAUUGAAGAAUUAUUGUUUUUAAAUAAGAUUUAUCUAUAAUCUUGAUAA
This is a messenger RNA of Leptopilina boulardi, 2151 nucleotides long. Its product is annotated as HEAT repeat-containing protein 3. The record is from RefSeq and is a predicted model, not a curated record. The transcript is spliced from 6 exons. Lineage: Eukaryota; Metazoa; Arthropoda; Insecta; Hymenoptera; Figitidae. Bases 105 to 2018 code for a protein of 637 amino acids. Gene Ontology annotation, biological process: protein import into nucleus; ribosomal large subunit biogenesis.